AUGCUGGAGAGGGAUGUGGUGUCCUGGAACGCGAUGCUCGUUGCCUACAUCCACAGCGGAGAUCUCCGCCGCGCCCUGGCAAUCUUCGAUGCGAUGAGGGAGAGGAAUGUCACGUCCUGGAAUUUCAUCGUCACAGCGUGCGCGCAGCACGACGAUCUCCUCCAGGCCUGCCAGAUCUUCGACCGGAUGCCGCUCAGGAACGUCGUGUCUUGGAACGCGAUCGUCGCUGCCUAUGCCGAGAGCGGCGAGCUGCCUCGGGCGAAAUUUCUCUUCGAUCUCUCGCCCGAGGCCAAUGUCUUCUCCUGGACGAUCCUGAUCACUUGCUACGGCGAGAAUCAGGAGCUGGACUGGGCAAGAACGAUGUUCUUGAGGAUGCCGUGCCGAAAUAUCGUCUCCUGGAACGCGAUCCUGACGGCCUACGCAUCGAUCGGGGACAUGGACCAGGCGACGCGCUGCUUGGACGCGAUGCCUGAGCGGGAUCUGGUGUCCUGGAACGCGACGAUCUCCGGAUUCGUCCAGAUCGGCCGCUUCCUCGAUGCCAAAGCCCUGUUUGAGAGAUUUCCUGCGACCGACAUCGUUUCUUGGAACGCGAUUCUUACCGCCGAGGCCGAGGCGCGCGAUACGGCCGCCGCGAAGGAGCUCUUUGACGAUCUACCAAAGGCGGACAUUGUGUCUUGGCACAUCUUGAUCGCUGCGUUUGCCCAGAAUGGCGACCUGGACUCCUCAAGAACCCUAUUCUCAAGAAUGUGUAAGUGGACAAUAUUUUCUUGGAACGUGAUGGUCGCGGCGUACGGACAAAAUGGCCAGAUCGAACAGUCGGAAAUUACCUUUAGGAAAAUGGACGGGCGAGAUCUGGUAAGCUGGAAUGCCAUGGUAGCGGCAUAUGCCCAGAACGGGUACUUUGACCAUGCUGAAAGAUUCUUUGAUCUAAUGCCACGGAGGGACGUGGUUUCGUGGAACUCUAUGGUUUCGGGAUUGAUAAACCUUGGAGAGAUUGACGUGGCAAGGGAGAGAUUUUUCGAUCAAAUGCCCCAAAAGAACGUUGUCUCGUGGAACAUGAUGAUAUCGGCAUAUUCCGGGGACGAUAGAAACGAUGAGGCGCUGGCGCUAUUUCGCGCCAUGGAUGUGUCCCCGGAUCGAGUCACAUUCGCGGUGGCGCUGGAGAUUUGUGCGAAUCUUUCCGACGUGGAGCAGGGCAAAGAGAUCCACCGCCGCAUCACAGAGGGAGGUCGGGGUUUCGAAUCCCACCCCCAAAUCGAGACCGCCCUGCUAAACAUGUAUGCCCAGUGUGGGGAUAUCUCCCUCACCAGCUCCAUCUUUGAGGAGCUGUCCAGGCGGGAUUUGACGGCGUGGAACGCGAUGAUCCACGGGUACGCGCGAAUUGGCGAGCUGGGAUCGAUGCUAGAGGUGUUCUUCCGGAUGCUGCUCGAAGGAAUCGGCCCCAAUUUCGCGAGCCUCGUGUCGAUUGUGUCGGCGUGCAGCCAUGGCGGGAUGUUUGACGAGGGAUUCGCGUUUUUCCGGGGAAUUCUCAAGGAUUUUGGUGUGAACCUCGUGAUCGAUCACUACAUUUGUAUGAUUGACCUCCUGGGACGAUCCGGCCAGAUCGAUCGAGCACAAGAACUCGUCCUAGACAUGCCGUACGAGGCCGAUGGAGUCGCGUGGAGAGCAUUGCUCUCGUCUUGUAUCGUACAAGGGGACGAAGAGAGGGCCCAGAGAGCCGCAGGACUAAUCUCGGCCGUCGAUCCCCGGCAUCCAACGACUUACAUUUUGCUAGCCAAUGUGUAUGCUACGGCCUUCGUGUAG
Messenger RNA from Selaginella moellendorffii, 1803 nucleotides. RefSeq names its product pentatricopeptide repeat-containing protein At4g02750. Lineage: Eukaryota; Viridiplantae; Streptophyta; Lycopodiopsida; Selaginellales; Selaginellaceae. Gene Ontology annotation, molecular function: protein binding. The record is from RefSeq and is a predicted model, not a curated record. Bases 1 to 1803 code for a protein of 600 amino acids. The transcript has a single exon.